AAUAAUAAUGUCUAUACGAAAUGUUGAUGUGAACCAAAAAAGGGUGGUUCGAAUAACAACUAUUAAUAUUAUCGAAAAUAAUGUUCAAAUAUUUUAAUGAGAGGAUUUUAUCGAAAACGUGAGAAAACAUCUAGAAAACAGGAAUAAGAAAGACUCUAGAAACAUUUUACGUUUUAAAACGAAUCAGUCAACCUGGUCUACGAAUCUAUUUUAAUUAUCAACAAAUUUCAUAAAUAAAUAAUUAGAGGAGUAUAUAUAUUAUGGAAACCAUGAUAACCUUCUCCAAAUUUUUAUUUUUGACCAUUUCUCUCCUGUCUUUUUCUAUUUGUGUUUCAUGGAAAAACGAAAGGAGAAAAAUGGGCCAACACAUCUGCCUCAAUUUGGAGCAUGGGAUCAAAAUGGUGCAGCUGAUGGUGGUUAUACUAUGGAGUUCUCUAAGGCUCGAGCCAACAAACAACAUCAACCAAAAACUGGUUUAGACGCACAUCACGAGUUGAAAAAUGAUGGGAAAAAUGGAUAUAGGUCUGUACCUCAAUUUGGAAUGUGGGAUCAACAAGAUGCAGGUGGUGGUGCAGCCAGUUACACUAUAGAGUUUUCGAAGGCUCGUGUUAACAGGAAGCAGCACAAAAAGAAUGAUCUUUUAGCGCGACCACCUAGCAUCGAUCAUGAGCAGGAAGCUCUUAGGAAGCAGCACGAGGACUCUUGCAUGAGGAAAAAGAAUAUGUUGACAUACCUCAAUUGUUGCAUUAAGCCUUGAUCAUUUCCAAAUGUCUCAAGCAGCCUACUUUUGCAAUAGUCUUGAAAGUGGCUAUGUAUGCAAAAUUAACCACAAAUCAUGAAAAAUCACUAAAUUAUAUAGAACUAAUAUCUGUAUGAGUAUUAUUUAUGGAACCUAUUAAUAUUUUUUGCAAAAAAAAAAAAGUCUUAAUUUACUAGUCGAGAGUCUAUUAGAAGCAACCUCUUUACCUUCACAUGACGAGGGUAAAGCUGGCGUACAUUCCACCCUCCCCAGACCCCACUUGUGGCCGGGACUAUAGUGGGAUGUUGUUUGUUGUUGUAAAAGAAGCUUUAUUAUUC
Molecule: messenger RNA, 1077 nt
Organism: Capsicum annuum
Lineage: Eukaryota; Viridiplantae; Streptophyta; Magnoliopsida; Solanales; Solanaceae
Exons: 4
Coding region: 335-757 (140 amino acids)
Source: RefSeq, a predicted model, not a curated record